AUGGAUAACAACGAAGACGAUGACUUCGACUCCCUCCUCUCGACCAUCGGAUUCGGACGAUGGCAGAUUCCAACGCUGGCGGCCGUGAUUCUCGUGGCGAUGCAAUAUCCCAUUCACCUUGUGGGUUCUCCGCUAUUGAGUGCUCCCCUGCCCUUUCGCUGCUCUCGCCUGGAUAAUGCUUCUGCAACACCAGUAAUCGGCUCAUCCUACUUCAACGACCACUGCAUACCAUUCCCCGAUGACCACGGUAAAGAACUUGCUACAGAGGGCGCUCCUGUCAACAGUACGGUCCUGGAACCUCCUCCGUCCACCGAACGCCAUCUAACGUCCAUGAAAUCGUGCCCAGUGAUAGAGUAUAACACAUCGAUAUUUACGUCAACUGUUAUUUCAGAAUGGCACCUGGUGUGCGAGAACAAGCACUUGCAGCCGCUCUUCCAGGUGAUGUACAACAUAGGGGGGAUCUUCGGAAGCUUUGCAGGAGGACACGUUGGCGAUAAAUGGGGUCGGCGUAGAUCUCUGCAGAUUGGAAUCGUGUCUUACAUCUUGGUGGUCAUAGCCAUGGCUUUUACUUCCUCCUUCCCGUUCUUAUUAAUUCUGCGAGUUCUGACCGGCGUGACUGGCCAGAGUAUGUUAAUACCUGCCUGGAGUCAAGCACUUGAGUCAACACCCUCCCGCCACCGCAGUCUCGUCGGGAUGUUACUCGGCUUCCCCUAUUCCCUGUUCGUCAUCGUGUUCUCGGGCGUAGGCUAUCUCAUCCGCUCUUGGCGAUACCUCAUGCUGGUUUGCUGUGCGCCGUCCCUCGCGCUCCUGCCGCUGUCUUUCUUAAUGGAUGAGUCACCAAGGUGGCUAGUUCAGCAAGGAAGGCAAGACGAUGCCACGAAGGUGUUAAAGAGAGCUGUAAAACUGAACAAGGCCAGCCUCACUUCGUCUCUUGAAUCCACUAUUGCAAAAAUAAACCAGGCCUCCGACCCCAAGCCUGAGGGAGAGACCGUAUUUUCAGUACGAGAAUCCCUCCAGCAGGCCAUGGCGUACCUGCGUUCCCCCAUCAUGAGGACGAUUAUCCUCGUCACGCCCCUCCUGUGGUUCCUCCAGAGCUGCCUGUACCUCGCCGUGGCCAUCAACGCCAACAACUUCAACAGUUCGAAUCCUUUCCUGUACGUCUGCCUGAGCGGGGUGAUGGACGGGUCAGCCAUCUUGCUUAUGACUCCUCUCACCACGUUCCUGGGCAGGCGCAUUAUUGUGGGCGUGGGACUCUUCGUGGGCGGCAUCUUCUUCCUACUCGAUCUUGCCGUGUCUGCGGAAUACUUCUGGCUCAAGAUGACACUGGUUAUGAUCGGAUUCUUCCUCGUGGCCGGUUCGUUCCAGGUGAGUUCACGGGAUCCAUAUACUCCGAGACUUUAA
Penaeus indicus is the source of this 1401-nucleotide messenger RNA. Its product is annotated as solute carrier family 22 member 20-like. Gene Ontology annotation, biological process: transmembrane transport. The record is from RefSeq and is a predicted model, not a curated record. Gene Ontology annotation, molecular function: transmembrane transporter activity. Bases 1 to 1401 code for a protein of 466 amino acids. Gene Ontology annotation, cellular component: membrane. Lineage: Eukaryota; Metazoa; Arthropoda; Malacostraca; Decapoda; Penaeidae. The transcript has 10 exons.